Messenger RNA from Geodia barretti, 915 nucleotides. The record is from the annotation of a GenBank genome assembly. Lineage: Eukaryota; Metazoa; Porifera; Demospongiae; Tetractinellida; Geodiidae.
CUGGUCCACAACCUAACGACCAAUUACGAAGGGGUUCACGGGGUGAUUCGCGGCUGGCGGGAGGUCCUGGACUCCUACUCGAGCCAGGGUCAGGCGAGGGUCAUGGUGGGAGAGGUGUACGACCCUGUGGACCAGGUGGUCACCUACUACCAAGACCAGUUUGACUUCCCCUUCAACUUCAUCCUCCUCGGCAACUACAACUGGACGGGGACUCGGGUGAGCCAACUCGUGUCCGACUGGCUCGACAGCGUCCCCGAGGGAGCGUGGUCCAACUGGGUCCUAGGGAACCAUGACAACUCGCGGAUCUCGUCCAAGGCCGGGGUCUACCUGGCGAGAGCUCUCAACGUCCUCCUACUGACACUACCAGGGACACCCACCACCUACUAUGGGGAGGAGAUCCUAAUGACAGACGUCUACGCCCCUCCUCCGGAGAGACACGACGUGUCUGGUGAGGACAGAGACAAGGAGAGGACUCCAAUGCAGUGGGACAACAGUACCAACGCAGGGUUCACCUUCCCAACCAGCAAACCCUGGCUCCCACUGGCCACCAACUACUCCGUCUAUAACGUUGAGGUGGAGACUAACAACACUCUCUCGCCCCUCUCUCUCUACCGACAGCUUACUGAGCUGCGCUCCACCCACCCCGCCCUCCAGUACACCGGCUACCAGACCGUCUUCAACUCCACCGACGUAUUUGCCUACCUGCGCUCUGCCAACGCUGCCGGCGAGAUUCUGGUGGUGAUUAAUUUCUCAGAGAAGGAGACAAAGGUGGACGUGAGUGAGGGAGCCAAGCUGGAGGAGCCAGUCGUUCUCCUGUCCAGCAAUCUCAACCGCACGGGCAGCAUCAGUCUCAGUGACGUGGAGCUGCUUGCGGGAGAGGCUCUUCUCAUCAAAAGUAGCACCGACUGCUUUUAG